This is a messenger RNA of Rana temporaria (common frog), 1121 nucleotides long. RefSeq names its product olfactory receptor 1019-like. Lineage: Eukaryota; Metazoa; Chordata; Amphibia; Anura; Ranidae. Gene Ontology annotation, biological process: G protein-coupled receptor signaling pathway. The record is from RefSeq and is a predicted model, not a curated record. Gene Ontology annotation, molecular function: G protein-coupled receptor activity; olfactory receptor activity. The transcript has a single exon. The coding region runs from base 185 to 1117 and encodes 310 amino acids. Gene Ontology annotation, cellular component: membrane.
GCCCUGGGAGGUAGACAUGUGCAUUCAUUUUCGUCCAAAUGCAUUUGCUAUUGGAUUUUGUAGACAUACAUCAAGGCUGUCGAUGAAUUACUGAGACGUGUUGUGAUUUUUUUAGGUGUAUUUUCAGCAUUUAUUUUUGCUUACUAAUCUCAUCGUAAUAAAAGUAAGGUUUACACAUUUUAGAAUGGGAAAUCAAACAAUUGUGAAGGAAUUCCUCCUCACUGAACUGUCCGAAUUUCCAGAUCUUCAUCUCCCUCUUUUUUUCCUCUUCCUCCUCAUCUACCUUCUGACAUUAAUCUGGAAUUUUCUGAUCAUUGUCCUCAUAGUCACCGACUCUCACCUCCAUGUUCCUAUGUAUUUCUUCCUCGGGAACCUGGCCGGUUUAGACCUCUGUUAUUCCUCAUUAACCGUCCCACGAAUGUUAUUUGAUCUUCACACCAAGACAAGAAAAAUUUCCAUACAGGCUUGUAUAACCCAAGUCUUCUUCUUUUUUUACUUUGGUAGUUUUGAGGUUUUUCUGUUGUCUGUCAUGUCCUAUGACCGAUAUACCGCCAUUUGUCAGCCAUUACAUUACACACAGAUCAUGAGUUGGAAAGUCUGUGUACAGUUGGUGUCCAUUGUGUGGUGUAUCAGCUUUACUAAUUCUGUAAUUCACACACUUUAUGCCUUUAAAUUAACAUUUUGUGGAUCGGAUAUUAUAGAAAGUUUCUUCUGUGACCUUCCACAAUUGCUUCAGAUUUCCUGCAGUGACACCUUCAUCAACGUUCUGCUCAUUUUUGUCCUGGGAGGCCUCCUUUCUGCUGGAUCUCUAAUACCGACCUUCCUGUCCUAUGUCUAUAUAAUCAAAAUGGUUCUCAAUAUAAAAUCUAAGGGCAAUAGCAGUAAAGUUUUCUCUACUUGUACCUCUCACCUGACAGUGAUGUUUUUGUACUAUGGUUCUGUUUUGUUUAAUUAUUUUGGCCCAAGUGCUGGUCAUCAUUUAUCUGGUGACAAAGCGGUGUCCGUCUUUUACACGGUGAUCACUCCUCUCCUCAAUCCUCUCAUCUACAGUCUGAGGAACCAGGAUUUCAAAACAGCAUUUCAAAGUGUUUUCAGGAAGAUCUUUCCACCAAAAUAGAGAA